AUGUCAGACCUUCAUCGUCUGAGGCCGAAUAUCCGAGAAUAUUUACUCCUUGGGCUGCUGAAUGGCUGGCGGCGCUUUGAAAAGAAGUUAGAGCCAGUCGACUUUAUCCCAACGUUGGACUAUUGUCUCAAUUCUGCCCGAGUGAAUCGUGAAAGCAACCUCAUGGGACUCAAACUCAGCUCAGAGUCGAGCAGAACUCCAACUUGA
This is a messenger RNA of Protopolystoma xenopodis, 207 nucleotides long. NCBI's taxonomy places the organism in Eukaryota, Metazoa, Platyhelminthes, Monogenea, Polystomatidea, Polystomatidae. The record is from the annotation of a GenBank genome assembly.